Molecule: messenger RNA, 831 nt
Organism: Emiliania huxleyi CCMP1516
Lineage: Eukaryota; Haptophyta; Isochrysidales; Noelaerhabdaceae
Exons: 1
Molecular function (GO): protein binding
Source: RefSeq, a predicted model, not a curated record
GACGAGGGCGCCGCUGCGAUCGCCGAGGCGCUACGCGGCAACGAGGUAUUGACCUCCUUGGACGUGGGCGACAACAGCCUGACCGAGGAGGCGGCCCUCAGCAUCGUACGUGUCGAGCGGCAGCGCAACAAGCUCACCUCGCUGUUCUUGGGUAGCUGUGGCAUCGGCCCGAAUGGCGCAGCGGAGAUCGCCGAGUACAUGUACGUGUCGGGCAGCGGGGUGCUGACCACCCUCAACCUCCGCUACAACGGCAUCGGCGCCGAGGGUGCCAAGGCGCUGGCCUCCGCUCUGCGCGUCAACGGGGUGCUGACCUCCUUGGAUGUGCGCGGCAACAAGAUCGGUCCCACCGGCGCCACCGCGAUCGCCGACGCCCUCAAGGGCAGCGCGGUGCUGACCGACCUGAACCUCUUCGACAACAGCUUCGGCGACGAGGGUGCCAAGGCGCUAGCAUCCGCUCUUCGCGUUAACGCGGUGCUGACCAAAUUGAACCUCUGCAACAACGGCAUCGGCCCCGAGGGCGCCAAGGCGAUCGGCAAGGCGCUCGCGGUCAACGGGGUGCUCACCGACCUCAACCUCAGCUACAACCAGAUCCGCGACGAGGGCGCCGCUGCAAUCGCCGAGGCGCUGCGCGGCAACGAGGUGAUGAAAACACUCGACCUCUCCGGCAACCGCAUCAGCGACGCCGGCGCCAAGGCGAUCGCCGAGGCGCUGCGCGGCAACGGGGUGCUGAAAAGCAUCGACCUCCGCUCCAACCGUUUGGGCGACGAGGGAGAGAGAGUGGUUCGGGAUGCGGUGAGCUGGCGGGAAGGGCUCAAGCUCCGGGAAUGGUUC